This is a messenger RNA of Closterium sp. Naga37s-1, 1338 nucleotides long. Lineage: Eukaryota; Viridiplantae; Streptophyta; Zygnematophyceae; Desmidiales; Closteriaceae. The record is from the annotation of a GenBank genome assembly.
AUGAAUCCCCCACAUAUUCCUUCCACCCCUUUCCAUUUUCCUUUGCUACAAGUGCAGGACCCCCCCGCUACAGCGACGGCCUUUACAGUCACAGUCUCCUCCACCAUCGCCUCCAUCCCUGCUGCUGACUGGGAUGCUUGUGCGCUAGAACCCCCUACUACAGCGACGGCCCUUACAGUCACGGUCUCCUCCUCCAUCGCCUCCAUCCCCGCAGCUGACUGGGACGCCUGUGCGCUGGACGCGGCGGGCGGCGCGGAGAAGCACAACCCGUUUGUGUCACACGCGUUCCUGCAAUGCCUGGAGGAGAGCAGAAGCGCGUGUCGUGAGGAGGGGUGGUUACCACAGCACCUCGUCGCGAGAGAUGCCGACGAGAGGCAAGCAGCAGCAGGAGCAGCAAUUGGUGGUGGUGAGGGUGGUGCGGAGAAGCACAAUCCGUUUGUGUCACACGCGUUCCUGCUGUGCCUGGAGGAGAGCAGAAGUGCGUGUCGCGAUGAGGGGUGGUUACCACAGCACCUCAUGGCAAGAGACGCCGAGGAGAGGGUGGUUGGCGUGUUGCCCCUGUAUUUAAAGGGCCACUCCUACGGAGAGUAUGUGUUUGAUCACUCGUGGGCCAAUGCGUUCAUGCGAGCGGGAGGUUGGUACUACCCGAAGCUGUGUGGUUUUCUCCAAUGGACACCUCUCCCUUUCCUCCUUCCCUCUUCCCCUCUUCCCCUCGUCCCCACAGCCACUCCUACGGAGAGUAUGUGUUUGUCCACUCCUGGGCGAUUGCGUUCAUGCGGGCGGGAGGCUCGUACUACCCGAGGCUGCGUGGCUUCUUACAGUGGACUUUUGAGGCGCCUCAAAAGGCUUCAUACAGUGGACGAUAAUAGGAGCCUUCAUUUCCUCCUUCCCUCUCCUCUGCGUCCUCAUAGCCACUCCUAUAGAGAGUACGUGUUCGACCACUCGUGGGCCAACGCUUUCAUGAGGGCGGGCGGCUCGUACUACCCGAAGCUGCAGUCCUGCGUGCCGUUCACCCCCGCCACCGGACCUCGCCUGCUGGUUCGUGACGGACCUGACCGCGAGGCUGUGCUGUCAGGGCUGUGCCAGGCCAUGAAGCAAGUGGCGGAUGAGGUGAGGGGGAAAGGGGAGGGGGGAGCGGAAGGGGGGAGUGUAGGGGGAAGUGGGUGGUGUGGGAUAAGAGGGCGCGUGGUUGACUUAGGCGGCUGUGCUGUUUGGGCUGUGCCAGGCCAUGAAACAAGUGGCGGACGAGGUGGGUGUUUGGCGAGAGGGAAAUAUGGGUUUGGAAGGGAGGGAGGAAGGGGAAAAUGGGGUGUGCAAGGGGCAGGGGGCAGGCGGUAG